This is a messenger RNA of Ictidomys tridecemlineatus (thirteen-lined ground squirrel), 932 nucleotides long. The record is from RefSeq and is a predicted model, not a curated record. NCBI's taxonomy places the organism in Eukaryota, Metazoa, Chordata, Mammalia, Rodentia, Sciuridae.
AUGCGGCCCGGGGCACCGUCCUCGAGGUUGGGCACAGCUCGGGGUCAUCAGCCUGGGCUGUCCACGUGUUGGCCACGCCACUGUGGGGCCCCAGCGGAUGAGUUCCAGAACACGAGACUUUUACAUUCUUUGUUUAACAAGGACAGGACACAGGGCACAGGCCAGGGCCUUGGCUCCCCAGUGGUGCAGAGACAGCUGCGGAGACAGCACAAGGUGGGAGCUAGAGGUGCAGCAGGGAAGGGAGGAGGACGAGGAGAGAUCCUAGGAGGAACCCUAUGGUUGAUUGAAGUUCUCUGCUUGAUUCACUCACGCGGGGACCCCAAGUGGGUUCAAUCAGUGCCCUUCUGGAAGCGCUCGCCCUGGAUAGAGAGAGGGGACGCUGAGCAGUUAGACGGAGACGCGGAGGGCCCGCGCUGCUUCGCCUCCCACCUUCCUUUCCACCUCUUCCCCAAGUCCUUCUUCACUUCCAAGGGCAAGGUGAUUCAUAUCAUCAGAAAUCCCAGAGAUGCUCUUGUGUCUGGCUGUUUUUUCUGGAGCAGGACAAACUUUGCUAAGAAUCCAGACUCACUGGAACAGUUCUUUGAACAGUUCAUCCAAGGAAAUGGGGAGUGUCCUCCACGCACAGAAGCUGGGGUGCACAGGGUCCCCAUUCAGACCUCCCUUGGCCCCAAUCGGCGGCCCUGUAUCUCGCCUCCUAUGGAUGCACCGUCCAUCACCCCCGAAACCAGACCUGCCCAGGUUCCUGCUCUGCCGCCCACCAGCACAGCCCAGCCCUCCCGCUGCCCGUGGGGAACCUCCUGGCUGUCCUCCUCGCUGAGUUCCCGGCACUGACCCUCUGCUCACGCUCUUGUCUCAGUUCUCCCUGAUUUGGGACUUUCUGAAAGUCAGCUUGUCCUUGUCUUCCUGAAAAAUGAAAUCCUGACCUUCCACCA